Molecule: messenger RNA, 6762 nt
Organism: Monodelphis domestica (gray short-tailed opossum)
Lineage: Eukaryota; Metazoa; Chordata; Mammalia; Didelphimorphia; Didelphidae
Gene: LRRC47
Product: leucine rich repeat containing 47
Biological process (GO): phenylalanyl-tRNA aminoacylation
Molecular function (GO): protein binding; phenylalanine-tRNA ligase activity; RNA binding
Source: RefSeq, a predicted model, not a curated record
GCAAAAAUAUUACACACUUAAAAUAUUGUUUUUUAAAGUAUUACCUCAUCUUUAUCUUAUCCUUUAAAAACUCUCCUUUUGGUAUGUCUUAUAAUAUACAUAAUCAUUUGUACAGUAUGGCAUGUACAUAAUUUCUAGGGACUAGAUCUGUGAUGUAAUCAGUACAGUGGACUCCUAAAUGAGGAGAGCCCUUCUACCAAUAUGGUCUAUACUUUCUCUGUAAUUUGCAUAAAUAAAGAGUUUAUGCUCUUAAAGAAUUGCCCAGAAUACUGAUUUGACUUGACCAAAGUCACAGCCAUUAUCUAGCAGAUGUGGGUAAAUUCAUAUCUUCAUGGAUCCAAGGCCAACUCUCUAUACAAUGCUCUCAUGUACAAUUAAUAGGUAAAUAUAAGUAUAUUAGGAAUGGAUGUUCAAUAUUUUUACUGAUAAAAUUAAUCAAAAAAGUUUAGAGAUCAUUGUACUAAGAGAAGGUGUAUGGAACACCCAAAAUAAAGUCUGUGCAGAGUUGCUAUGCCCCUCCUCAAAACAGGGUUGUCUUGACAGUGAGCCUGGAAUCAUCUUGUAAAUGUGAUUCUUUCUGGGGCUAUUCAAAGGUACAUCCCUUGAGGAUGGGAGACUAGAUUCCAAACCCAUCAAGGCCCAUCCAAUCACAAAAGACGCCUGCGCAAUCUCAAGAGUCACUUCUCAUAUAAAGCUGAGAGCCAGUUCCAGUGGAUGGGAAUGUCUUGGGGAGCAGUAUGAAAACCCAUAAGAAAGUACAAGAGUAGUAGUUAGAAAGCCUGUUUCUCUGAUUGUGUGGCCUUGAGUAAAUCACUUGCUGCCAGUAUGCCUCCAAUCUUCCCUUAUGUAAAAAGAAAAGGGGACAGAUUCCCUUCUCAAAGAUGAUUAAGUAAGACAUUUUGAACAUUUUCUGGAUCUAAAAAUCCAACAAAAAAAUGUACCAUGUUGCAAGAGUUUUCAGGGUUCUUACUAGCCACUGCAUGAAUAUAACUCAGCUAUGUGACUCAGAGUUUGGGUAAACCAAAUAGGUCAUGUACGUAAGCUUAGAAAGCAGUUUGGGGUAGGAUCACAUAGGGCACAUAGACAGGAAAAAGUACAAUUUUAGCCAAAAAAAAAAGUAUGCUUAAACUGUUACAAGGGCUUUUUAGCAUAUCAAUUUAUAUCAGACCAAAGAAAACAAUAUCUUCUUUAUCAACCAGUUAAUUAAAAUUUGUUAAGUUCCUACUUAUGACAAAGUUCUAAACUUUGACACUCUUUAGUGUCAAACUUUAAAGUGUUUAGGGAAGGGAAGUACUGAAGGAGACAUUCAGUACAUUUACAUAGUAAUGGCAAAUAUAGCACAAAAUGGAGUGAUUUUAUACUUAUAUUUAUAUUCUCUCAAAAAUCCACCUUCAACAAAAGGCACAUAUUUUGUGCAUAAAGGAAUGUUGAAGCCAUGCGUCCUGACUGGGCCACUUUCUUAAUGUGUGUCUUUUGGGAAGUCUCUUCCCUUCUUUGGGUCUCAGUUUCCCCUUAUGUAAAAUGGCAUACCUAUCUCAAGGAGGAAAAUACUUUGUAAAAACUCAAAGGACAACAGAAAUGAGAUACUAUUAUGUUAUUAGCGUUAUUUUAUAGUUGGGUGGCAACAGACAACCCUAGUGUGCCAGCUGGGACACUCUUCAGGUAACACUAUUUUAUCAAACUUUUUUUCCCCCAGGAGCUCUCCAUGGUAACUGAAACUCCCUUUAGGGGGCGGGGCCGAGUUCAGUGGUAUGACUCUCUAGCCUCUCUUGGACUUCUCUAUAGUUAAAGUUCCUCUGAUUAUCACAGGGCUAAUGAUAUGGCUCCUCUAUCCUUCUUCAUUCUCUAUGACAAAUGCCCAAUUCUUAUUCGUGGUUCUAGGUAUUGCUUUCUAGCCUCCCUUGGAAUUCUCUAUGGUCAAAGCACUUCUACUAUUCAUGGUUCAAGGUAUGAUUCUCUAGCCUCUUCUUGGAGUUCUUCAUAGGAAAAGGCCCUACCUAAUCACUCACUGAGUUCCCUUUGACACCAAAGCUCCCCUUCCCCCCCCCCCCCCCCCCCGUCAUGACUCCAGUUUUUGUUUUCUUAAUGGGGCCACAACUUCCGGUGGGUAAUGGAGUUCCUGUCUAGCUUCCAAGUUUUCUCUAUGGUGGAUCCUUUAGGGGAAUUACUCUCUGGACAUCCGUCAGAAAACUUGUAUUACACCAUUGGCCAUGAUAGGACAGCCUUUGGUGCCAUUUUAAUAGUGGCGCUCUAGCCCUUUUUCUUUUUCCCCUCAGUAACGCGUGGCCUCUCUAGCCACCUACAACUCUAUUGUUCCCCCAUGGGCCAAUGCAGCACCCUCCGGAAACCAUCACCUCUUCUUGGUGGCGCUCUAGCUUUUCUUUGUUGGCCCACGAAACGACUCUCUGGCCUCCCGCGUCUCUCGUUAGCUUUGCCCGCGGAAGUGACGCACAGAGGAGGCGGGGCGAGGCGCCCCGGAAGCGGUGGCGGCAGGCGGCCUCCGGCUGAGGCGGACGGGCGUCAUGGCGGCGGCGGCGGUGGUGGCUGAGAUGCCGGAGCCGUGGCCGGAGGUGGAUCUGGUGGAGCGGGAGCAGCGUCGGGAGCUGCUGCUGACUGGCCCGGCGCUGGAGGAGCGCGUGCGGGCGGCGGGAGGGCGGCUGCCGCCGCGGGUAUUCUCGCUACCGCUGCUGCACUCCUUGGAGGUGUGCGGCUGCGCGAGCCUGCGCGAGCCGGGCCCGGGGCUGGCGCGCGGCCUCCCGCGCCUGCGCAGCCUCGUGCUGCGGGGCAACGCGCUCGGGCCCACGCUCAGCCCGGAGCUGGGCCCACUGCCCGCGCUGCGCGUUCUCGACCUGUCCGGGAACGCGCUGGAGGAACUGCCGCCGGGGAGCGGUCUGGGCCCCGCGGAUCCGCCGGCGCUGCCACAAUUGCAGAGCCUCAACCUGAGUGCGAACCGCCUGCGCGCGCUCCCAGCCGAGCUGGCCCGAUGCGCGCCGCGGCUGCAGACCCUCAACGUGGCGCGCAACUGCCUGCGCGCGCUCCCGUCCGAGCUCUUUGCGCUGCAGCUGCUCAGCGAGCUUGGCGCCGCUGACAAUGAGUUACAAGAGCUCAGCCCUGCGGUGGCGGGGCUUUCGGCGCUCAAGACUUUGGAUCUUGCCAAUAACCAGUUAAGUGAAAUUCCCGGGGAACUUGCUGACUGCCCCAAACUCAAGGAGAUCAAUUUCAAAGGGAACAAAUUGAAAGAUAAACGCCUGGAGAAAAUGGUGAAUGGCUGCCAACCAAAGUCCAUUCUGGAGUAUCUGCGAGUUGGGGGACGGGGCAAAGGGAGGGGCAAGACCGAUGGCUCCGAAAAAGAAGAAAGCAGGAGAAAAAAGAGGGAGCGAAAGCAGAAGAAGGAGAGUGGAGAUGGUGAGGAAGAAGAAGUAGAGGAAGUAAACAAGCUUCUCAUCAAGAUUCUGCAUGUCUCUGACAGUCCCAUCUCUGUGACAGUAAAAGUAAACCCAAUGGUGAAAGAUGUCCGUCCCUACAUCGUGUGUGCUGUUGUGAAAGGGAUGAACCUGAGGCCAGGAAAUGCUCUGAAACGAUUCCUCUCAAUGCAGACCAAACUCCAUGAAGAUAUCUGUGAGAAAAGAACGGCAGCAACAAUUGCAACUCAUGACCUCAAGCUGAUCAAAGGUCCUCUGGUCUAUGGAGCAAGAUCUCCCCAAGACCUAAAGAUCAUCCCCUUAGGAAGGAAAGAGAUCAAAGCAAAGGACCUUGUCCGACAAUUACAACUUGAAGCUGAGGAGCAGAGAAAGCAAAAGAAACGGCAAAAUGUGUCCGGUUUGCACAGAUACCUUCACUUAUUAGAUGGAAAAGAAAACUAUCCUUGUUUAGUAGAUGCAGAUGAUAUGGUUAUUUCUUUCCCACCAAUAACAAACAGUGAAAAGACAAAGAUUAAAACAACAACCUCUGAUUUAUUUCUGGAAGUGACAAGUGCUACCAGCCUGCAAAUUUGUAAAGAUAUUAUGGACUCUCUUAUUUUGAAAAUGGCGGAGCUCAACAAAUUCACUUUAGAAAAUAAAGAGGAGCAGUCCCUUUCCGACACCGAAGCUGAUAGUGUUUCUGGACCAUUUAAUCUCAAAUCUAAUCAGAAUGCUGAAAAAGAUGGCAACUCCUCAUUAAUUGUGGAGCAAGUUCGGGUUGUGGACAUGGAAGGGAACUUAAAAGUUUUGUAUCCUUCUAAAACAGAUCUGGACAUAACUGCUUCCCAUAUAACUAUCAUCCGUUGAUGUAACUGACCACAGCUUUCACCAAACGGUUUGUAAAAUAUUUUGUUGUCAUUCUUGCAUAUUUUACAGGAGUUUGUAUAUGGUAUAAUUAAAUUAUUCACUACAUUUUCCACCUCAGAAUUUUUUAAAGAAGAUAUGUAAUAUUAGUUCGGUUUCCAAAGCUAUGUCUGUUAAAUUCCUCCUCUUGUAACACUAAGGCUAUCUCUUAAUGCCAAAAGUGAAAAAUAACAGGCUCAGAGGCCAUUGAGGUAACUUUAUAACUGUAAAAUUCAGUGUUAUGGUUUUGGUUUUAUAGCACCAAAGACCUGGUUUUGCUCAUCCUUUUCAUGAAAUUUAAGUGGAUUUUGAAAUGAACUGAGCAAGGUCUGUGUUAAUGGUAUCAUGACUUCACAGCCUAAGAGUCUUAAAAAAAAAAAAAGGCAAAUUUGGACUAGAACUUUAGGUUUAAAAUGGGAAGGUUUUUAGAAGUAUAAAAUUAUUCUUUUACUAGAGAUCAUUUGAUUUUAAAAGUCUGACAGGGAUAUUAUGGCUGGUACAGUUUACAAAUACUGAGUUGAACUUUAAUUUCCUACUAUGGACAUACCUUCGAAAAAGUUAUAACGUUUGUAAGGAAGAAUUAGGAAAACUAAGUUACAUUUGACCUAAUUCUUUAACUACUAUUGCUAUUAAGAAUGUCUUUGGCCCUGGGAAGUUAUGAAAACUGUAAAAAUUGUAGCCAAAUGGUAUAGUUAGCCUCAGUGCACUGACCUAUGAAGGUGUUCCUUCUGUGACUACAGAAAUGCACAGCCUGGGGGUAGAAAGUGUCAGAGAAUUGUCAGUCACCAAAUGAUAGCAGGUGUGGUUCUAACUCAUCUCUGCAGUCAGGUAUUCACCUGUGGGUGUUUGACACUGGGCUGGUGUCUCCAUAUUUAAAGGAGGUGACCACUGGCACGUGUACAUCGUCAGGAUAGAGAUGGACGGAACAACACAUGGUCAUCAAUGGUAGGAGACCAGUGCAACUUUAAGGCAGGAACCAUAGGAAGGCCUUAAUGUUCAAAUGAAAUCAAAACUGACUCACCUUAGACUCUGGAACCCUACACCUCUGUCUCUUUUCAAACACUCAGCAGUGAUGCAAUAUUCUUUCAUUAAAGACAGCAAUUAAGCAGUUAUUUCCCUUAGAUAGUGAUGCAGAGAAAAUAGAUUCUCUUCUAAAAAGUACCAAGAAGCCAGAAAUCAUAAACAAAGCCUGCAUGCCCAAAGCUGAAUGGUUCUUCUCCGAAUAUUUGAGCAGUUUUCCACUUUAGUCAUAGAUAUGUAUAUGUACUUUCAAAAGAGCCAUGAUUUCAUCGGUGUGGGCAUAUGUCCCUCCUCCCCCCCACUGCUGCAGGCUGCAGCUCCUCCCACAGUCCUCGUGAGUCGCUGUGGCCAAAAAUGAAAAUAGAAUCUCUUAAUGGCCAACGUUGUGAUGAUGGGCCUCUCCAGGUUCUCGUGUAACAGACACACGAUCUGUCAUUGGCCCAGCCUUUGAAGCUUUUCCAGCCUGGUUACGGACAGGCCUUCGUGCUUGUGCUCAGCUGGCACAGGUUUUAGGACCAGGGUCACAUUUGUGCCACAGAAGAGAAACUUGGCAGAGAAUGUGUGUCUGGAUACCUAGAAAUCUAUAAGUUCUGGAGUAAUUGGAGACUAGACUUGUUCCAGAACAGGGUAUGCAAAAGCAAGUCAAGCUUGCUGCCUUAAAAUUAGUGUCAGUUAGCAAACUGGCUGCCUUCAGUAAAAAAAUACAUCUAUAUAGCCAUCAAUUAGUGUCCUUUGGGUUAUUGGCCAGUGAAAUUCUGGCAAGUUAUGGUCAUUCGUGCCAUGGUCAGGUCAUUAAUGAGCCCAGUAUCCGCCCCUGGGCUUUGUUGACAAGCCUAGUAACACGCAAUACCAAAUAACAUUUCCUAACAAGGGAUCGUUGUUUGCCUGCACUUAGAACGUUAACUGUUGAUGCCAUCUGCAAAUCUCCUGCUCUUGAGUCCCCCACCCCAGUCAUAUGUUAGCUCUUCCCACUGUAAGUAGAAAUGGUUUGUGCUCACAUUCUGACUCCCAGGCCAAGUCCUGGGCUCCAGCAGAAGUUUGAGAAAAUAAGACUCAUAACUGCUGAAUUGGUCCAUGCUAAUCUGAAUUACAGUUUCUCCUCUUUCCUGUUUUUCCUUCAAACUCAGCUGAUGUAAAUGAUGGUUUACCCACUGUGGGAAAUAAAGGCUGCUAAUAAGCACCGUCUACUGACUAGAAAGUAUUUUUGGAUGGAAGACCCACCAAAUGGAAGGACGGGAGGGGAAAAACCACUUGGGAGCCACUAGAUAUGCCUUUCUCAGCAUUCUGUGUGAGGAUCACCAGCCUGUUAUGUCAAAGCAACUGGCCAAAGUUGGCGCCAUUCUAAGAGCCUGUACAGGUGGCCUGAGGGAGGGGAAAGAGGGUCCCUACUUGGCUUCUCUGUAUCAAAAGGAUUCAAUAAAAACCCUUUCAAAACUAA